Messenger RNA from Zea mays, 3129 nucleotides. Its product is annotated as zinc finger CCCH type domain-containing protein ZFN-like 3. The record is from RefSeq and is a predicted model, not a curated record. The transcript has 6 exons. Lineage: Eukaryota; Viridiplantae; Streptophyta; Magnoliopsida; Poales; Poaceae. Gene Ontology annotation, molecular function: mRNA binding; metal ion binding. The coding region runs from base 1098 to 2615 and encodes 505 amino acids.
AUUGCCAAUGCACGCAAUCGAUACUUCCUAGCAUAUGCCUGGAAAGCCACACUCUACUGCUUUUGCUAGUAGACGUUGAGUAUCCGUGAAAUGAUUCCCUCACAAAACUUCUCUAGACACUCUAAUACAGUUGAUCUGACUAGCUUUAAGUACUCAUCUAUCGAAUCUGCAGCAGAUCCAUAUGUUAUUAAGCACACAACCACGGUGCACUUUGGUAGGGGCGAUAGACCAAGCCAACCUAGGGCAUAUUCUAUUUGGGUGAAAUACGGAGAAUAUUCACCUAAUCUAUGCACAAUUUCAUACAUAUUUUUUUAAAUCUUAAAUUUAAUCUGAUAUAAAAAGAGGCUGCCGAGGCUACCGCGCGCUGUAGUACUGUGGCAGUGCCACGUGACCUUGGCGUCUAGCAGGCCACGGUCAGAACUCGAAGGAAAGCAACGAAUCACCGUCGUCCCGCUGCGGGCCCACCACGACGACCGCGCAUUUAUUGCUACACGCGGCUGCCCCUGCGGCCUGCCUGCCCCUUUCCUUUUCCGUUUCCCAUGUCCAUUGGCGCCACGCCUCUGUUUUACCCCGUUUAGAGGCUGACAUCCCAGGCUUAUCCGCCGCUGCGCCACGCCGUACUCGUCCCCGUUAAACAGCGCCGCACGGUUGCGGCAGUGGUUGCCCGAGCGAAUCCACGCGUCCGCCCGUUUCGCUCGUUGUCUCCGGGGUAGGGGGGCCGCUCCAGCGCCGAACGGAAAUCCCCAUCAGCACUGGCCACUCCCGAUCCCCCGUCCCGGCGUCCCCCCAAUCCCUCUCCCUGCAAAAGGCCACCGCGACGCGACCGCGUACGGGAGGUGAGCCGCGAGUGCAGUGCAGUGCAGGCAGGCAGGCCGAGAGAAGAGUCGGCAGGAAGCAACCGAGACCGCGAGGAAGCAGCGAGCUGCACUGCAGCGGCGCAGAGAAAAAAAAAAGAAAUUCUGGAAUAGUUUUUUUCUUCCCUUUGGCUCCGUGAGGUUCCUGUGCUUGCUCGCUCGCUCGCCUGAGCUUCGAUCGAGCCGUACGCGGGCCGUCGGGAGCUCAAUCACCGCUCUCCGGGAGCUUCCGAGGGCCGUCGGAUGGAGCCGUACGCGGCGACGAAGGGCGGCGAGUCCGACGCCGGCACCGGCCUGGAAGGUACGCGUGCCGCCCGGCCCGACCUCCUUCGCGCAAUUGGGGUCUCGCCGCUUCCGUGGGGGUUUCGCCGCUUCGCUUUUGCCCGCUCACUCGCUAGGGUUUUAGAUCUCCCAUGCGACUGCUUGGUCCCCGCGCUUGCUAACCGUAGUUUUGGCGUGGAUGCUUUCGCAGAGUCGAUGCGGAAGCUGGGGCUCGGCGAGGACGACGAAGCGGGGGAGGAGAAGCUUCCGGAGCGGCCGGGCGAGGCGGACUGCACCUACUACCUCCGCACUGGCGCCUGCGGCUACGGGGAGCGCUGCCGCUACAACCACCCCCGGGAUCGGCCGGCUCCGGUUAAUGGCGUUGGGAAGACCACAGGUAUGGAGUACCCAGAGCGCCCUGGACAGCCACUCUGUGAGUACUAUGCAAAGAAUGGCACAUGCAAAUUUGGUUCCAAUUGCAAGUUUGAUCAUCCCAGGGAAAGUGGUUUUGUACCUGUCGCUUUAAACAACAGUGGAUUCCCUCUACGUCUGGGUGAAAAGGAAUGUUCGUAUUACAUGAAAACUGGACAUUGCAAAUUUGGAGGUACAUGUAAAUUCCAUCACCCAGAACUUGGUUUUCUUACAGAGACGCCUGGCAUGUACCCACCAGUUCAACCAUCACCUAUUUCCUCCCCACAUCCAUAUCCACAUCAUUCCAACUGGCAAAUGGGGAGGCCUGCUGUUGUGCCAGGGUCAUUUUUACCAGGCCCAUAUCCACCAAUGAUGCUUCCACCUACAGUUAUGCCAAUGCAGGGAUGGAACCCUUAUGUUUCACCUAUGAACCAAACUACACCAGCUGGGGGCCAGCAAGCUGUUCCAGCAGGGCCAUCUUAUGGCUUGUCGCACCAGGAGCCAACCUCUGCAGUGACUUAUGGCAGUCAUUAUGCGCAAUUGUAUUCUUCUUCUGGGACUUCAAGCAGCAACAUACAAGAAUAUGUGUUUCCAGAGCGGCCUGGGCAGCCUGAAUGUGAACAUUACAUGAAGACAGGAACCUGUAAAUAUGGAGCAGCCUGCAAAUAUCAUCAUCCUCAAUACUUCAGUGGACCAAAGUCUAACUGUAUACUGAGCCCUCUGGGUCUUCCCCUGCGUCCUGGUUCUCAGCGAUGUGCUUACUACGCACACCAUGGCUUUUGCAAGUUUGGGCCGACAUGCAAGUUUGAUCACCCGAUGGGUACUCCAAACUACAGUCUUCCAGCACCAUCACUUACUGAUGUGCCAGUCGCUCCAUAUCCUCACACUUUCUCUGUUACUCCUAUUGCUCCAUAUCUGCUGCCCCCUGAUCCGCGGCCGCAAUACACUCUAGCCAAGGAUCCCUCUGCUUAUCCACCACAAGCGCCCGGAACUACGUACGGACCUGUUGGGGCGAUAUCAAAGGUUUAUGCCCGCCACACGCUUAUCCGAUCCCCGACUUCUGGAGCUGCUGGCAUGCAAGCGUCGUAAUGAGACAAGAGUUGAGAGCACUAGUCCCCUCUCUGUCAUGAAGAUAGAUCUUGGGCAAACCUUCUCAGGAUUUUUCUGCCAUAGGUGGAAUGGGGUCUCGGAUUCUUUUUUUUUUGCUCCAAUUCGACUUCCCAUCAACUGUGAAUAACGGCCGCAGCUGACAUAGAAAGGUCUCAAUAAAUGGAAAGAUAGGGAUUGGCAAGCUCAUUCACUUGCCAUUUUUCUGUCCAUCUCUGAAACGAGAGGAGGUAAUUCUGACUGUAGUCGGAUUCAGAGCUCCGUUAUUAUCUCGUGUAACGUGCACAAUUGCAGGGGAUUCGAAUGGGAAAGCUGAUGGGUUCCAUAGCUCUAGCCCAAAUCUUUUGUUUAUCUCGUCAUCUUAUUACAUAUAUGAUAUGAUGUGUAUACCCCGUCGGAACAGCAACAUGUAUAUCUAUCUAUAUAUAUUACUCUAAACUCAUGUUACUGUUUAUUGGGCGUGAAUUAUUCGACUGAUUGCCCAUCCUAGAUUGAA